Mycena indigotica is the source of this 642-nucleotide messenger RNA. RefSeq lists its product as uncharacterized. Lineage: Eukaryota; Fungi; Basidiomycota; Agaricomycetes; Agaricales; Mycenaceae. The record is from RefSeq and is a predicted model, not a curated record. The transcript has 2 exons. The coding region runs from base 1 to 642 and encodes 213 amino acids.
AUGCCAGCUCACCCAACAGUGUUUCCUCUCUCCCUCCUCCAAUUCUCCACCAAUCGUCCCCAUCUCUUGAACACCUCCCAGGCUACACCUCCCCUCGCCCGCCACAUUACCUGGGGUGGGCCGAAAUUCGUCUCGACCACCCCGGACGCGUUUCUGGCCCGAAUCCAACGAAACCUCGAGCACCUACCUGUCCCCCACAGCGCUCCUGAUACUACAAAAACGGCGCGGAACGACGGACGCGUUCCCGCGCGGCGCGACUUCCCAAAUUCGGGUGGCCCCAACUUCCCUGGGUCACCCCGCGCUCAAUUCGCGGCCGUUUCCCACCAAAUUGCGGAGUUCAGCACAAACGAGGUGCCCGUCCAACUGUUCAAGUCGGCGGCACAAACCGCCGCGCCGUUGUCUCACGCCGCCACAUUGCCGCCCACACCUAGCCAAAACGUCGGCACUUGUCUCCCGGCCCCAGUUCCGCGACGCUCGACCCCAAACUCGGUCCUGGGGCUCUCAUGGCACGCCCCCACCGUCCGCCAGACGCCGGCGCCGUCAGCGCCACCCCUUCCCGCUCAUCGGCGCGCCCUUCCCGCUCACUGUGUCGUCCGGCACGCGCUCAGUUCUGGGCCGUUCUGCGCCAAAUCACGGCUUUAA